AUGGCGAUGCUCAUGAUGGAACAUUCCGAACCGGCCAUGCAGCUAGAGAAUCAGCUGUUUGCCUUACCGGCUACACUGACUGACCGCUGGCGUACCGAACAUGAAAAACUAAAUCCGACGACAAUUUUGACGGACAAUGGAUCCGCUGGGGACAUUAAUUUCUUUAUUCCACCUAGUACGGCUGGUCUGCUCAGUUUGGCGGACAUGAUACUGGAGCUGGAAGUGGGUAUCAAAGUGCGAAAAACUACCGGUGACUGGGAACUGGUUACAGCGGAUGAUGGGGUGGCACCGAUUAAUAACUUUUUGCACUCGCUCUUCUCGUCAUGCCAUGUGACAGUAGCCAACCGAUUGAUCUCGGAUGCGGCAACAUUCUACCCGUACCGGGCUUAUUUUGAAUCGUUGCUGUCGCACAACAAAGAGGCCCAAAGCAGUCAGCUAACUUCCGCUGGAUUUUAUCUGGACACGCCAGCUAAACACAAUGACGAAACGUCUAACCAAGGAGAAAAAAACCGAAAAUCCCUGUUUCAAACCGGACAAUACGUUCAACUUUCCGGUAGACUAUUUUCCGACAUAUUUGAUCAAAUUAAGCCGCUUUGCACGGGUGUUCCUGUGAAUAUCCGGCUAGUGGUUAGUCGCCCGGAAUUUGCGCUACGAGUAUGGGAUAAGGAUGCCACGAAAACGUUUAAGCCAUUCAUUCGGAAUGCCCGAUUAUCCGUUCGACGCUAUAUUCCCUCCCCGGAUUUUUUGACAGCCGUUGCUGGCGAAUUAUUAAAGAAAACCGUCAAGUAUCACAUUGAGCGAGUAGUUAUGCGCGUUUCGGACAUUCCCCAGAAGACACAGAGCACCGUGGUUAGCAAUUUGCAAAUUGGGCAAAUACCUAAAAUUGUUUUCAUUGGAUUUGUCGACAGCGAAGACUUUCACGGAUCCAGUAAAAAGAAUCCGUUCAAUUUCCAGCACUUUAACAUCACGCAAAUUAGUGUGGAAGUUGAUGGUCAGAGCUAUCCAACUAAACCGUACAUGUGCGACUUUGAACGGAACCUAUCUUUGGAGUGUUAUGAUGGAUUGCUCGAUACUUUGGGACAUCGACCCAGCUUACACGGUGGACUACCAUUCAACCGCACCGAGUACAAUCAAGGCUACACCGUAUUUGGUUUUGAUCUCACUCCCGGACAUACCGGUCGCGGACCACUAACGCUUAUUAAGCAAGGAAAUCUGAGCGUUUCAGUUUCUUUCGCCAAACCAUUAACGACAACGAUCAUGAUGGUGUGCAUGUUGAUUUACGAUAGCAUUAUCGAAAUUAACCAACAUCGCCAGCUAAUUGCUGAUUUUUCAACAUGA
This is a messenger RNA of Paramacrobiotus metropolitanus, 1338 nucleotides long. RefSeq lists its product as uncharacterized. Lineage: Eukaryota; Metazoa; Tardigrada; Eutardigrada; Parachela; Macrobiotidae. The record is from RefSeq and is a predicted model, not a curated record. The transcript has a single exon. The coding region runs from base 1 to 1338 and encodes 445 amino acids.